AUGACAGAACCAGUUGCCAACUUUCCAACAUCUACGCUCUUUAGCUCUUUGUUGGAGCAGUCGCGAAAACUACGCCAGGGUCAGGAUUCUGGUGAAUUGCCUCCCAUCCAGCUAGGGCUGAGCGAGAUCGAGAGACGAGCCAAAGAGCUGCGGAGAGCGCCAGGGGGGCAACGACAAACAGAUGCUAGGGCACACUACUUGCUUGCUGCUGGAGGAAUAAACACUGAUGAAGUCUUGCGUGACUUGGACUCUAUUGAUUUCCACCAUGCCUACGAGCCUUCUAGCCUUCGAGCCGAUACGGACCUAGACACAUACCUUCGUAACCGGAAAGAGCAGAAUGUCAUGUCUUCGAUUGAAGAUGGGAUGCGUCGGACGGGCCGAGAUUUCGACGCCUUUGUUGCAAAAAACGUCACGAUGGAGUGGGAAGCCCAGAAACAGCGAAUUUUUGAGCACUUUGGUUUGGCUCCAAGAUCGGCUGUUGCUGCCGGUGGUAGCCCUGCGGAUUUACGCGCCAGUGGUUUCGGGGGAGGGCUUAGUGCGUUCGGGGCAUCGUCUUUUGGACGCUCGAGAUUGAAUUCGUCUUUUGGGCCGGGGAGGGGGCUACAGACAAGUGUUUGGUCGAAGACUACCUUGGGUAAUAGUGUUCUCGGGCGCUCCACAUCUGCCGCCGCUUCAAGUGGUCACCAGGGGACAUUAUUCGGUGACAUUGACCCUGGGAGGCAGUUGGAGCUGUCCAGACAGGUACAGGUUAGGCAACAGCACUAUACCUUAGCUAUCAGACGUAUGAAUGAAGUUAGAUUGGAGUCUGGGAAUGCUGCUCGUGGUGUUUUCCCGGUGAUGAAGACAUUUGGGGAUAUUACAGGCAAAUCUGGCACCGAUUUGUUGACCGUUCAACUUCAUGACUCGUGGAUGUUGUUGUCAUAUAUCACUGGUGAAUCUGAGGUCCAUGAUGCGAAUCCUUUCAGUGGGCCUCGAGAGAGAGGUUUUGUCAAGGACUAUGUUAUCGAUACAGCGAGCGAUAGUCAGGAAGCUUCCAGGAUUCGUAAACAUGUGCAGAGGGGCUCGAGGAGAUUUUUAGAGAAACAGUACCGGGAUGUUGUUGAGAGUGCUAUUGCCGAAAACCCUCAAAUUGCUAAAGUUGGCGGUAUUCCUUCCGUCUUCCACAAGUUCCGUGGCUAUAUCAACAUCAAACUAGCUACCAAUAAGGAUAUACCCGAAUGGGAUAUCAAGAAUUUUGAUUUUGUUGCCGACAUUCCUUGCUGGGCAUUGAUUUUCUAUCUUAUUCGAGCUGGCUAUCUCGAGGAAGCCGAUGAAUUUGUUAGGCAAAACCAACAAUCGUUCCAGAAGCUUGACCGCAGCUUCCCAACAUAUCUUCACGCAUACUGUUCCGCCGGUGAUGAGCGCCGGCUACCCAGAAAUCUCCUUGACAGAAUCCAAGCGGAGUACAACAAUCGUGUAAAGCAUUCUGAGGACACUAAAGAUAUCUUCAAGCCUGCGGUGUAUAAGAUUAUUGGUCGAUGUGAGCUUGCAAAGCGGUCUGUGCCUACUGUCAUGCCUACGGCAGAAGACUGGAUGUGGCUCCAGCUUGUGCUCGCCCGCGAGAUUGAUAGAUCUACGGAUCCGGCACACGAAGUGUUCACAAUGCAGGACUUACAGAAAGGUGUCAUCCAGUUUGGGGCCAAGCAUUUCGGAACCAAGGGAAGCAAUGUGGGACUGUACUUCCAGAUGUUGUUGAUGUCUGGGCUUUUCGAGGAUGCCGUUCAUUAUCUCUACUCGUUCCAGUUUGUGGAUGGUGUUCACUUUGCGAUUGCGCUUUCCUACUAUGGGCUGCUAAGGCCAACCGCCAAUCCCGCAAAGGCAGACACAGAUCUUCUGACUUUGGGACCUAAAGGAGAGAAGCAGAUUAACUUUCCUCGUCUUAUUGGCUACUACACUAGGGACUUCCGAACACCAAAUGCAGAGGAGGCUGUAGAUUAUCUCUGCCUUAUCUGUCUGAAUGGCGACUUGCCUUCACCGGCUGGCGAUCAGCACCUUACUAUCUGCCACGAUGCGCUCAGGGAACUCGUAUUGGAGACUCGAGAAUUUACCAAGCUUCUUGGUGACGUGCAUGCCGAUGGGACAAGACAGAAGGGUGCCAUCGAAAGGAGGAUGAAGCUUAUUAAAUUGGACGACCAGCGGGAAUACCUCCGAACGAUUACGGAGCAAGCCGCUGGUCAAGCGAAUGAUGACGGCAGAGCGUCAGAUGCAAUCCUGUUAUAUCACCUGGCUGAGGAUUUUGAGACUGUUGUUGAGAUCAUCAAUAAAAGUCUUUCCGAUUCUAUUGCCUCUGAAGAUGUUAUGCUGGACUUCAGCCACCAGGCCGGGACUUCCGCUCUGCCAAAUGCGGACUCUUCCCUCACGUCUGUCGAUGAUCCGGUUCAGUUGGCCAAGCGCAUGCUCGGUAUGUGCGCCAACGAUGCCGCAAUAUAUAGCAAAAUUUCGAUUAGGAGCAGGGAAGCUGCCGAGGUGCUUCUUAGCAUUGCGGAGGCAAAGAAGAGGUACCGAGAAGGAAAAUGGGAGCUAUGUCUCCAAAUUAUUCAGGAUGUCGAUGUGAUACCCAUCGAAAAGGAUGCAGAUGUGGGCUCCAUUCGCCGCCGGGCUCAAAACUUCGGCACCCUCCAUGAUACGGUUGCAAGUAAUGUCGGCAUUCUCCUCAAAAUGACCGUGGAGUGCUGUAGCCGCCUUUCAGCAGAGUUACGGGACAGCAUGUACGCGGACGCUAGUAGGAGCCAGAAGCUCAUUGAACUUAAGACUAGAGCUAAGAACGUGAUGAUCUACGCCGGGAUGAUUCAGUAUAAGCUGCCAGCGCACGUGUAUGAGUUUAUCAAUAGUAGGGAUAUGACAGAGGGUUUUUAG
Messenger RNA from Tuber melanosporum (Perigord truffle), 2895 nucleotides. RefSeq lists its product as uncharacterized. Gene Ontology annotation, biological process: poly(A)+ mRNA export from nucleus; protein import into nucleus. The transcript is spliced from 8 exons. The record is from RefSeq and is a predicted model, not a curated record. Bases 1 to 2895 code for a protein of 964 amino acids. Gene Ontology annotation, cellular component: nuclear pore. Gene Ontology annotation, molecular function: structural constituent of nuclear pore. NCBI's taxonomy places the organism in Eukaryota, Fungi, Ascomycota, Pezizomycetes, Pezizales, Tuberaceae.